Rhineura floridana is the source of this 1174-nucleotide messenger RNA. RefSeq names its product ATPase H+ transporting V0 subunit d2 (gene ATP6V0D2). Lineage: Eukaryota; Metazoa; Chordata; Lepidosauria; Squamata; Rhineuridae. The transcript is spliced from 8 exons. Gene Ontology annotation, molecular function: proton-transporting ATPase activity, rotational mechanism. The record is from RefSeq and is a predicted model, not a curated record. Bases 1 to 1059 code for a protein of 352 amino acids. Gene Ontology annotation, cellular component: proton-transporting V-type ATPase, V0 domain; lysosomal membrane; early endosome. Gene Ontology annotation, biological process: proton transmembrane transport; vacuolar acidification; vacuolar transport.
AUGCCAGGCUAUUCAGAAUUGUAUUUCAAUGUGGAUCAUGGGUAUCUAGAGGGCCUGGUCCGAGGCUUUAAAGGUGGAAUCUUGAAGGCUUCUGACUAUGUCAACUUAGCACAGUGUGAGACGCUGGAAGACCUGAAGUUACACUUGCAAACCACAGACUAUGGAAACUUCUUAGCCAAUGAAACAGGCCCACUCACAGUUUCUACCAUUGAUGACAAACUAAAAGCCAAGCUACUGGCAGAAUUUCAGUAUUUUAGAAAUCAUGCCUUCGAGCCACUUUCCACAUUCCUAAACUAUAUUACGUACAGCUAUAUGAUUGACAAUGUGAUUCUGCUUAUUACUGGCACAUUGCGUCAGCGACCCUUAGACGAACUGGUUCCCAAGUGCCAUCCUCUGGGCAGUUUUGAGCAAAUGGAAGCCGUCAGCAUUGCUCCAAACCCUGCAGAGUUAUUCAAUGCAAUCUUAGUGGACACACCUUUAGCUGAUUUCUUUCAAGAUUGCAUAUCUGAAAAUGACCUGGAUGAGAUGAACAUUGAAAUCAUGCGCAACAAGCUGUACAAGUCUUAUCUUGAAGCAUUCUAUACAUUCUGCAAAAAACAAGGGGGCACUACAGCAGAUAUAAUGUGCCCACUCUUAGAGUUUGAAGCGGACAGGCGUGCCUUCAUUAUCACCAUUAACUCAUUUGGCACCGAGCUAAGUAAAGAAGACAGACAGAAGCUGUAUCCAGUAUGUGGGAAACUGUAUCCAGAAGGCUUAGAUAUGCUUGCCAAUGCAGAAGAUUAUGAGCAAGUGAAGGGUGUGGCAGACUGCUUUGCUGAAUACAGGACCUGCUUUGAAGGUGUAGGAGGUGGUACAGGAGGAGAAACAACAUUAGAAGAUGCUUUUUUUGAACAUGAGGUCAAAAUGAAUGUAUUGGCAUUCAACAACCAGUUCCAUUUUGGGGUCUUCUAUGCCUAUGUAAAGCUGAAGGAACAAGAAAGCAGAAAUAUUGUAUGGAUUGCUGAAUGCAUCUCCCAGAGACACAGAACAAAAAUUAACAACUACAUCCCUAUUUUGUAAACUAAACAUUUCUGGUUCCUGAAUGUUUUCAAUACCCAUCCGAGUCCUGGGAUUGUAAUUUGUUUUAAUUAAUUUUAAUAUUAAAUUGUAAUAUGUUGUAAUCCACCCUGGGACC